AUGGAACUUCCCAAAAUCCAGCAUCUUAGCAAGAGACACGACGAUUUGAUUGCGUUUUUGGUGGUGGGAGAUUGGGGAAGAGAUGGGGAUUUCAACCAAUCUAGAGUUGCUACUCAGAUGGGAUAUGUUGGGAAGAAACUGGGAAUUGAUUUUGUGAUCUCCACCGGUGAUAACUUCUACGAUAACGGAUUGAAGGGUGUGGACGAUCGAGCUUUUAAAACAUCAUUUAGUAAUAUCUACACUGCCAAGAGCCUUAGAAAGCCAUGGUAUACAGUGUUGGGGAACCACGAUUUUCUGGGGAAUGUCGAGGAUAUGCGGAUAUCUACGACUCCGUUUGUGCAGAAGUACUUUGACAAUCCUAAGAAGCAGAAUUUUGAUUGGAGAAAUGUGUUUCCAAGAGAGGGAUAUCUCUCUUCCACCUUAAAAAAUCUUAAUUUUUCAUUGGAGAAAUCCAAGGCACCUUGGAAUAUUGUUGUUGGACACCACACAAUAAAAAGCAUUGGAUACCAUGGUGACACGCAAGAAAUGCUAGAUCACAUUCUCCCAAUUCUUGAGAGUCACAAGGUGGAUAUGUACAUCAAUGGACAUGACCACUGCUUGCAGCAUCUUAGCAACGAGUGCGGGUCAAUGCAGUUCCUAACAAGUGGGGGUGGUUCAAAGGCAUGGAAGAAUAUAAUUUAUCAUGGAAUGCACAAUGAGAGUAUGAUGCACUUCUAUCAUGAUGGCCAAGGCUUCUUGUCUCUUGAGAUUGCUUAUGAUAAGGCAAAGAUAGCAUUUUACGACGUUUCUGGGAGACCUCUUCAUCGUCUCAAACUUCUGAAGUGA
Messenger RNA from Salvia hispanica, 825 nucleotides. The record is from RefSeq and is a predicted model, not a curated record. Lineage: Eukaryota; Viridiplantae; Streptophyta; Magnoliopsida; Lamiales; Lamiaceae.